AUGGACUCACUGAAACAAAUAGCUUGUGAUGCCAUUGACAAGGAAAGAGCUCACCUCUUUGAACUGAGCACAGAAAUCUGGCACCACAAAGAGUUAGCAUUUGAGGAGCACAAGUCUCAUGCAACAUUAACACAGUUUCUUGAGCAGCGAGGCUUCAUUGUUCAGCGACAUUAUAAACUGGAAACAGCCUUCCUGGCCCAGUAUGAAAGGCCUAAACAAUCACAGAAACACAAUGUCUGCAAUUUUACAGAUCACAAACCACACAUAGCUGUCUUGUGUGAGUAUGAUGCCCUGCCUGACAUUGGCCAUGCCUGCGGUCACAAUCUUAUAGCUGAACUUGGUGUGGCUGCAGCACUUGGGAUCAAGGCUGUGCUGGAUCAAGCAGAUGAGGAUCUAGGAAAACUGUCAGUGAUUGGAACACCAGCAGAAGAAGGAGGUGGUGGCAAGAUUGAUCUGAUCAAUGCUGGUGUCUUCGAUGAUGUAGAUGUGGCAAUAAUGGCACAUCCAGCACCUUUCACAGACGCUAGACCAGUCUUUAUAGGUGGAAAAAAAUUUUAUGUGAACUACCAUGGUAAACCAUCACACGCAGCUGGGUUUCCCUGGGAAGGUGUCAAUGCCCUGGAUGCAGCAGUGCUGGGUUAUAUGAACAUUGCAGCCUUGCGGCAGCAGCUGCAUCCUUCAUGGAGGGUUCAUGUUAUCAUUACAAAAGGUGGUACUAAAACCAACAUAAUUCCCGAUGAGACAGAGAUGAUGGUACAGAUCAGAACAGCUCGGGACUCGGAAAUUCCCCAAAUCGAAGCUAAAGUCAAAGCCUGCCUCAGAGCAUCAGCUGAAGCCACAGGCUGUACGCUUGACUUUGUGGAUUUUCCGAAACCAUACAGCAGCCUGGUGACAAAUGAGACAUUGGCUGGUCUUUAUGAAAUCAACGGCGCUCUCAUUGGAGAAGAAUUCCAGCCAGUCACUACCAAAAAGGUGCUGGGUUCCACUGAUAUGGGGAAUCUAAGCCAUAAGCUGCCUUGUCUCCACCCUACCUACCAGUGUGGGACAGAAGCUUUCAAUCACACAAGGGAAUUCACUGCAGCAGUUGGUAAGCUCACCCGAAGGCACUACAGCCAUCUACCAUUGCUCAGGCAGAUUCUUGCCAUGGUCGCAGUUGAUAUAUUUUCAAAACCUCAUUACUGGACAAUAUAA
Candidula unifasciata is the source of this 1191-nucleotide messenger RNA. NCBI's taxonomy places the organism in Eukaryota, Metazoa, Mollusca, Gastropoda, Stylommatophora, Geomitridae. The record is from the annotation of a GenBank genome assembly.